GUUACACGAGGCGCGCUAUACAAGGAGGGAUAGGAAGGAGCACAGACUUAACCAGGCACCAGACGACUGCUCCGUGCCACGGCAACUCAAAUUCACGAUGGCGCAAGAAAUGCCCGAGUUUAAGCUUAUCCUCGUCGGAGACGGCGGUGUCGGAAAGACGACCUUCGUGAAGCGGCACGUGACCGGAGAGUUCGAGAAGAAGUAUGUCGCUACACUGGGCGUGGAGGUGCGCCCUCUCCCCUUUCACACCAACCGCGGGCCGAUCAAGUUCAACGUCUGGGAUACCGCAGGGCAGGAGAAGUUCGGCGGGCUUAGGGACGGAUACUACAUCCAGGGUCAGUGCGCGAUCAUCAUGUUCGACGUGACGAGCCGCAUCACCUACAAGAACGUGCCUAACUGGCACCGAGACUUGACGCGAGUCUGCGAGCACAUCCCGAUCGUUUUGUGCGGGAAUAAGGUAGAGAUCAAGGACCGCAAGGUUAAGGCAAAGCAGAUCACGUUCCACCGCAAAAAGAACCUGCAGUACUACGACAUCUCAGCGAAGUCGAACUACAACUUCGAGAAGCCCUUCCUGUGGCUGGCCAAGAAGCUCGUCGGAGACGCAAACCUUCAGUUCGUGGAGCAACCCGCGCUUCAGCCACCGGAGUUCGUCAUCAACCAGGCGGACCAGCUGAAGUUCCAGCAGGAGAUCGACGCGGCCGCAGCGGUGCCCCUCCCCGACGAGGACGACGACCUGUGAUGAUUUUGCGGUGCCCCCUACCACAACUCCCUUUUCCUCCCUGCCCAGAAACCACGAGAGAGUACAUAUACAGAAAGAAAAAAAAGCAUGGGGUGGUGGUCGGACGUCGUCUUCGAUUUCCUUUUUGUUGCCCCCGCCCUCUCGAGGCUUGGCAAGUACUAAUCGGUUUUGACUUUGUAACGGUUCAGUCACGCCCAUCGCUGUCUCGGGGCUGAAGCCCCUGUAUCCCCCCCCCCCGGCCAUGACCGGGGUGUUGGUCAGACAUCACAUGUUGCGGUGAUGUGGCGGCCCGUCUGACCCGUCUUCCCGGGUCACCCUCGGGGGAGACGAUUGGCGGUUGAUGAAGAUCGUUGUCGUUGUUGCGUGUGUGUGUGUGUACCCGCGAUACCGUCGCGGUGGUGAUGGCGGCGUUGAUUGAUUUUUUCUCCCGACAGCACUGGGUGGGUGACGCGAAUGAGUUGGAAGAGCAACGGCGGGAGGAAGUACAGAUGGUCUGCGAGCACCGGAGGGUGCAGCAGCUACCGACCUGAAGCUUGAUUUCGGGGGUGUCGACGGGCGGGCGGUUGUGUGUGGGGCGAUUGUGGAGCCCGAGUAGUGUUGGUUUUGACUCACGGCGGUCUUUCUUGGUUGGCCAUGGUCUGGUCUGUUGAGUUGCGCUUGCCUUGACUCGCGGUGUACUCCUAUUGGUCUGUUGAAGCAGUAGGUAAGUGGUAAGUAGCAGCUCUUUUCCCGCUCGGUUGUUCUGAAUCUAGUGCUCUUCUCGAGUCUCUCUCCCCGCGAAGAGCGCGAUGGCUACGGUGGUACCGUCUCUUUCGCUUUGUUGCUUGUUUUCAGCCCGUGUUUCCCGGAUGCGGUGGAACGGGGCGCGAGAGGGAAAAAAAAACGGACGGAGAACAAAAAGAAGCGGAAAAUGACAGCGCUCGCUUUUUGUCGUGUGUCACCGCGUCGCGAACAGGUUCACUGGCCUGUUGUUGUCUCUGGCGCCUGUUGAUCUGACGUGGUUCGCUCUGUGGACGUUGUUCCACUGUAGAAGCUUGGUCGACACCUGUAGCAGGUCAUCGUAGAGUGAAAGUUUGGUAGCCUGGGGGUCGUCUCGAAGAUUCUUGCAGCCUUGGGGGCAAGUAUCGCGUGAUGGGUCGGUCGGUGUUGAGCCGGGGCACACACGGUAGCGGUCGGGAAGAUGCCUCGCAGCGCUUCCUGGUUUUCCUGGUCUCGUCUCUCCUUCCGCCCGUAACCACCGGUAGCGCGCAUGAGCGGGGCGGCGGCCCGACGUCCUCUCUUUCGGGGGGUUGGUUUCUGAUUUUGAUUGGGGGGUCAUCUCGU
This is a messenger RNA of Ectocarpus siliculosus, 2062 nucleotides long. NCBI's taxonomy places the organism in Eukaryota, Phaeophyceae, Ectocarpales, Ectocarpaceae. The record is from the annotation of a GenBank genome assembly.